AUGCGGUGGCGCGUGGGCUGGUGGCGAAGCGUGGGCGCGGGCUGGUGGCGCGUGGGCGCGGCUCUCCUGCUGCUGGCGGCACUGCUGCCGCGCGUGCCGCUCCACUCGCACCUGGCCGCCGACUUCACACACCUCACUCCUCACGAGCUUGCACAUUUCCUCGCAGACUUCUCAAAUUAUCCCAAACUUUAUGCAGACCUGGAAUCAUGGAUGGUGGAGGAAGAGGCGGGUAACUACACGUGGUGGCGAUACUCGGUGUCGUACACGUGCGGUGCGCGAUGCACGGGGCGCGCGGCCGUGUGGCACGCGGCGGGGGAUGCGGCGGGGGGUGCGGCGGGGGACACGCCGCGGCACGGCGCUGCUCCCGCGCACCGCGUACGGGUGUUGGACUCGCGCUGCACGCGCCUGCCGCUGCUACCUUGGCCACAACUCUGCGAGGAGAGUGAGGUCGAGACGCUGAUCGUGGAGCGUGUGGGCGGCGGCGCGCGGCUGGAGGAGCGCGCGCGCGGCGCGUGCGGCGCGCUGGCGGCGGCGGCGGCGCGCUGCGACCUGCCGGCGCGGCGCCGCCAGCACCUGCUGGCGCUGCGGCACGCGCUGCCGCCUCGUUAG
Messenger RNA from Parnassius mnemosyne (clouded apollo), 609 nucleotides. NCBI's taxonomy places the organism in Eukaryota, Metazoa, Arthropoda, Insecta, Lepidoptera, Papilionidae. The record is from the annotation of a GenBank genome assembly.